Molecule: messenger RNA, 1646 nt
Organism: Aspergillus steynii IBT 23096
Lineage: Eukaryota; Fungi; Ascomycota; Eurotiomycetes; Eurotiales; Aspergillaceae
Product: NAD(P)/FAD-dependent oxidoreductase
Exons: 2
Coding region: 39-1646 (535 amino acids)
Cellular component (GO): cytoplasm
Molecular function (GO): oxidoreductase activity
Source: RefSeq, a predicted model, not a curated record
CCCACCCAUUCUUAACACCACAUUCUUACUCAAACACAAUGGGUGGCGUUCUAUCGUCUGUUCGCGCCGGCUAUGAUGCCCUUAAUGUAUUCUGGGCCGAGGUAUCCCAAAACAUGGCCGAGUCGGACGCGCUCCUUCGACGGAUCGCGACGCCUGCGUUCCCAGUGGCCGAUCCAACAGUCUCAUUCUGGCAACUCAACCCCCCAUUCCCAAAACUAGUCAAGAUGAAAUCCAAGCAGCUGCCGCAGUCCGCGGAUAUCGUGAUCAUCGGUUCUGGCCUGUCAGGCGCCAGCGUGGCGUACACGAUCCUGUCAGAAUGCCACGCGCUCGGGGCGAAGAAGAAGGUGGUCAUCCUGGAAGCUCGUGAGACGUGUAGUGGUGCGACGGGGCGAAACGGCGGCCAUUUGAAGUGCUCGCCUUAUAUGCUGUAUUCCGACCUUAAGGGGAUGUUGUCGCCAAAGGAGGCUCGAGAGGUCUUGAAGUUCUACCGUCGACAUCUGCCGAUCAUGCUGGACUUGGUGGAGGCGGAGAGGCUCGAGGGUGCUGAGGCUAGAGAGGUUGAGACGGUCGAUGUUUUUCUGGAGAAGAGCGCCUGGGAGAAAGGCUUGGGGAUGGUUCGAGAUCUUCGGCAGGAUUUCCCGGAGGCGGCGCAGGAUAUUAUGGUAUGGGAGGCUGAUGAUGCGAAGAGGGUCCAGAAAUUCGGUCUGAGUAGCCAUGCCCAUGGUGCCAUCACGUAUCGUGCUGGAGCCAUGUGGCCCUAUCGACUUGUGAGCUCGCUUUAUUCGCACCUGCUAGCGAAAUAUGGGCCUUCGUUCGCUAUUGAAACCAGUACGGAAGUUCAAGAUAUUCACAUGGAAAAUGACGAAGCUACUCCAUAUUAUUUAAGGACGUCGCGCGGUGUGAUUCGUGCUCGACAUAUUGUGCACGCCACCGAUGGAUUCACCGCGAAUCUUAUCCCGGGAUUGAAAGGUAAAAUAUUCCCUGUGCGAGGGCACAUGUCGGCUCAGGAGGCGGAUGGCCCUUCGUCGGAUCUAGAUGGCACACGGUCCUGGAGUUUCAUCGACAAAAAGGGGUUCGAGUAUAUCACCCAGCGACCGCAGGAAUCAGCAGGUUGUCACAGUCCGGGAGGGGAAAUCAUGCUCGGGGGCGGUCUCUUCCAGUCCGCAGAUAAGGGACUUGAUGAAAUCGGAAUCUGGAAAGACAAUGGUGCCAGUCCUAUCAUCAGCGCAUAUCUAAGUGGAAUAUGGUCUGUGGCCAUGCGGGACGAGAACACUCGAGUGCUUCAGCUAUGGACCGGAUGCAUGGGUUUCACCAUUGACCUUCUUCCUUUCGUCGGACGGGUCCAUCCCAGAUUCACGGGAAGAGUCCCACAUCGAUCGUCCCGCAGAGGAAAAUCCUCGGAGAAUUCUAGGAGCGACGCUCCCAAUGAAUGGAUCACGGCUGGCUUCGGGGGCGAUGGCAUGGUUUCAGCAUGGCUUUCGGGUACGGCAGUGGGACUGAUGCUUUUGGGCCGAGACAAGAUUGAGCACGAAUCCCAGCCUGGAAGACCGGCGGGGAAGGUUACAGACUGGCUCCCCAAGCAGCUGCGUCUCUCCGGGGCGAGAAUCCGGAGGGCGAACAUUUACAAACUAGCCCAGCAGCUGUAG